GCAUUCUAGUUUCUUUAUUUCUAUGUUUUCUGUUUCUAUGUUUUGGCCGGUUAUGGUUCACAAUCAUACUUAUCAUACUUAGGAAUCAUACUUAGGCAGACUUUUUCCCUUUUGGUGUUGUGGGUAGUUGUCUGUGUUAGUGGCUUGUAUAGACCUAGUCAGCUUCACGUUAGUUUUUUUUCGUUGGCGAUAUUCAAAGUAAAAAGAAAAUGUACGCUCACCACCUUGGUCCGGUCAUUUCCCUGACGACGUUCGUUCCCUCUUGAGUAAAAUAAAAAAAAGUAUUUGGGUUUUAAACAUACUUAAGUAUCAAAAGUAAAUGUAAUUGCUAAAAUAUACUUAAGUAUCAAAAGUAUAACUCCUUUCAAAUUCCUUAUAUUAAGCAAACCAGAUGGCAUGAUUUUCUUGUUUACAUUUUUUUACGGACAGGCAAGGCACACUCCAACACUCAGACAUAAUUUACAAACAAAAGCAUUUGUGUUUAGUGAGUCCGCCAGAUCAGAUGACCAGGGAUGUUCUCUUUACGUGGCCAUGCACAGUUGGAUGUGUGCGGCACAGCUCCUCUCAACACAAAGAUCGUGGGGGGUCUUAAUGCUGUGGCAGGGAGCUGGCCAUGGCAGGCCAGUCUGCACAGAUCCAGCGGACAUUUUUGUGGAGGCUCCCUUGUCAACAAAGACUGGGUCCUGACUGCCGCUCACUGCUUCGCCAGCACCAGCACGUCUGGCCUGCUUGUCUACCUGGGCCGGGAAAAUCAGAAAAGCGUCAACCCCAACGAGGUGUCCCGAACGGUCUCUCAGAUCAUCCGCCACCCCAACUACAACAGUGCAACCAAUGACAAUGACAUCUGUCUGCUGAAGCUCUCGUCAUCCGUCACCUUCACUAACUACAUUCGGCCGGUCUGCCUGACAGCAGGGGGCAGCACAUACUACAAUGGCACUACUAGCUGGGUCACUGGCUGGGGCAAUAUCAAUAGUGGAGUGUCCCUGCCCUCACCCCAGACCCUACAGGAGGUGGAGCUGCCAAUAGUGGGGAACAGGAAGUGUACCUGUCUCUAUGCUGGAGUGGGUUCAAUCACAGGCAACAUGAUCUGUGCUGGUCUAUUGGCAGGAGGAAAGGAUUCCUGUCAGGGAGACUCAGGGGGGCCGCUAGUGAGCAAAUCGGGCUUAGUCUGGAUCCAGUCUGGUGUUGUGAGUUUCGGAGUAAGCUGUGCUAAACCAAAUUUUCCAGGAGUGUAUGCCAGAGUGUCCCAGUACCAGGCCUGGAUCAAGAGCCAGAUCAGCACGGACCAACCAGGCUUCGUCACCUUCUCCUCCAGUGGGAAUAACUCUGACCUCACUGUCACCUGUGCUGCACUGUCCGGUGGGGCCACACACCUCCUCUCCUUCUCCCUCUCUCUCCUCCUAUCCCUCUCUCCCAUUCUCCUUUCUUUUUAUCUUUUCUUAUAGGGAAUACACUAAAAGUGGAUUCUGUGUCCACUGCACUUCUCAUUGUAUGCGAAAAGCACUGUAAUAGUAUGUUAAAACUGUCAACAAUAAAUGAUUGGUUUCAUUCAAUAUGAA
Molecule: messenger RNA, 1559 nt
Organism: Oncorhynchus keta (chum salmon)
Lineage: Eukaryota; Metazoa; Chordata; Actinopteri; Salmoniformes; Salmonidae
Product: chymotrypsin-like protease CTRL-1
Exons: 6
Coding region: 513-1445 (310 amino acids)
Biological process (GO): proteolysis
Molecular function (GO): serine-type endopeptidase activity
Source: RefSeq, a predicted model, not a curated record